Molecule: messenger RNA, 4911 nt
Organism: Bactrocera dorsalis (oriental fruit fly)
Lineage: Eukaryota; Metazoa; Arthropoda; Insecta; Diptera; Tephritidae
Exons: 5
Coding region: 996-3266 (756 amino acids)
Cellular component (GO): plasma membrane
Molecular function (GO): protein binding
Source: RefSeq, a predicted model, not a curated record
UUAAAAAAAAAAAAUUAAAUAAAUGAAAAUUUGUUUGCAACAACAACAAUAGCAAAUAAUUGACGCUACAAACGUGAAAACUUAAGAAAUACCACAAAUUACAACAAAAACAACAAAACAAUAUCGCCGCAAAAUAACUUAAAACUAAUAGAAAUUAAAAAAUCAAUCAAGCAAAGUUAUUGAAAUGUCAAAGGAAGUGAGCUGCUAGUCAAUCACAGCAAAAAAUUACAACAAAAACAUAAGAAAAGAAAACAAACAAGCAAAAAUUGAUACGCGCGCGCUAACAUAUUUGCUUGGCUCCCUUGACUACCGCUGGAAAGGCAAACAAAUACAAGAAAACACCGAAAUACACACACGUACAUGCACACACACAGAGUUACAAACCGAAAUACACAUAAAUAUAUACAUUGCGGUAAAUAUACACACAUAAAUAGCUGUCAAUGUCAGGUGCAUCAACCUAAAAGGCUUGUUUAAUUACAAGGCAGGCAUAGCGUUAAAGUGAAUAAAAGCCGACAAAAACAACUACAAUAACCAAGUAAAUUGUAGAAAACAAAAAAAAACUACAAUAGUAAAGUAAAUUGUAAAAAACAAAAACAACUACAAUAACAAAGUGAAUUAUAAAUUCGUAAAUAAUUAAAAAGGGCAGCGAACAAAUGCGUCAAAAGGCGUAAGGAAACCUCAUACUAGCGAGACACUAAGUUAAAGCUACAAUAAUAACUACAAACACAUUGCAACAACAACACAGUCAACUAAAGCAUUAGCAAGCAGACGGUGGCAAAUCAAUUUCACAAAUUAAAAGAGCGUUUAACAUCGACUGCUAAUUCACGUAGACUAUAACUAAAUCGUUAAGUACGCCAAGAGAUAUACCAAGCCUGUGCACCCAGCAUGCGCUUGAAGUAAGCACCACCGAAAAUAGAAAAAUAAAAAUAAAAUCACAACUGAGCCCACUGUACACGCUAAGCGCACGCUUUGAAAGCAAAGCAGCAACAAAUAAAAUGGCCACACCAACAGUUUGCACAAGUCCAGUGAGAUGGUCGAAAACGAAAGCCACAAACAACACAAAACCUACAACAAAUACGAAAAUGAAACAAAUACGCAAUAAAAGGCCACAACCGUCAAACAGAGCAAUAACACUAACAACAAGUUGGACGCACUUAAAGUUGUCUACACGCACACCAACAACAUUGCUGCUGCUCGGCACACUCACGCUGCUGAGUUUGCACGCACAAACGCAAGCCUUCUGCCCCUCGAAAUGUCAGUGCCUCAGCGGCGAAGCGAACAGUCGGGCAUACUGUGUGGACGCAGCGCUCGAAGACGUGCCCAUACAGUUGAAUCCCGAAACGAAAUAUAUCAAUUUGACGCGCAACAAAAUACGCAAUCUCGAAUUUACGCUGCCAUUUUAUAUGAAACUCGAAGUGCUCGAUUUGUCGCAGAACAUCAUCGAUACGUUGGGUUCGAAAAAUUUCGAAUUCCAAAAGGAUAUGCGCACAUUGAAUUUGAGUCGCAAUUCGGUGAGCGCUUUGCAAAAGGAUGCCUUCCGCGGUCUGAGCAAUUUGCUGGUGCUCGACUUGAGUUUUAAUCGCAUUGAAGUGGCGGAUGCCAGCGCUAUGAGUGAUCUCACCUCGCUGAUUAAACUCGAUCUGACUAAUAAUAAUAUUGUGAGUUUAGAGGAUAAUUGCUUUCAUAAUAUGAUCUCGCUGGAGAUUUUGAAAUUCAAGAAUAAUCAACUCUUGGAUGUGCCAUCGAAUAAUUUGCAGCAUUUGCAUGCGCUCAAUUCGCUGGAUUUAUCCGAUAAUCUAGUGGAAUAUGUACGCAAUGAUAGUUUCGAAGGACUGCGAGAGUUGGUGAUGCUCACGAUGCGUGGUAAUGUGAUAUCCGAGUUGGAUUUGAGCGCUUUUGAGGGCCUGACUGCGUUAAAGCAUCUCAAUUUGGCUGAUAAUAAUUUGACGAUGGUGCCUACACAACAGCUCUCAAAGUUAUCGAAUCUUACCUACUUGUCGCUGAGCGGUAAUCGGUUUACACAGCUGCCCGCGGUUGCUUUCAUGAACCUGUUUCAUUUACGUGAAUUGCACUUAAAUCGCUUGGAUCAUCUCAAUCGUAUAGAUUCAAGAGCCUUUAUCGACAAUACGCAUCUGCAAGCAUUGCACCUCACCAACAACCUACAACUAUUCGACAUUCCCAUGCGACUGUUCCAAGGCAACCCCAACGUACUCGAAAUCUACAUGCAAGGCAACAGUCUGCAAACACUCUACUCCGCACAGUUUCCCGUCGACCAGCUAGAGCGUCUUUAUCUUGGCGAUAAUCCACUGCAAUGCAAUUGCUCGCUGCUCUGGUUAUGGCGUUUGGUUACCGGCAAUUUUGAUGGCGAAUCCAACAACGCAGGCGGUGUGCAUGUUACACACAGUCAAGGGGAAGCGGCUGUAGCCGCGCUGGGCACGGCCGAUGCCGAUGUAGCGUCCGCAGCCGCAGAGGCUUAUGUCGCACAACAAAGGCCUGCACGGGUAAGCAGCAGUAGUAGUGGCUCCAGCGGCUAUCUACAACUCGACAUAGAACGCAUUGGCUGCGACAUCUGGCAGGAUAAUGUGCGCACGCGCCGUCGGCUCGUGACCAUGUCAGAGGGCGAUAUCACUUGCCCCGCGCAUAUAGUCACCAUUGUGUGUGCGAUCUUCACGCUGCUGCUCGUCUUCGCCAUCGGCGCCAGCAUCGUCUUUUAUCUCCGCUUCGUGAAGCGUCGAAGAAAGUUGCUACACGAUCGUUCGCUCACACGUUCGGGCAAAUCAAUUGUCAAUGUACACGAUCGCAUACUGCAACAUCAACCGCUGAGCAACGGCGGCGUACUAGGCAUGAACGUUGGCGGUCUCACCUAUCCACAUCACACGCUACAACAACAGGGUGGCACACAUCAUGCCAUGUUGCCGCUACACCCGCACGAGUAUCAGCAAACGCUGCCAGCGCAAGUGGAUAAACUGGAAUUGGAACGAUAUCUAGCGGCGCAGGCGAUCGCCAACGAGUAUCGUGCCUUGAAGCCGUGGGAGUUGCCGCCCGUAAAGGAUGCGAAUGCCUACAGCGAUGAACCGGAGCACUUGUAUGAGAAGUUCGACCACUACGAUUAUCCGGACAUGCAAACGUUGAGCAAAUCGAAGCAGGCGACACUAAUGUCCAACACUGACGGUUGCAACACCAAUAACAGCGCUAAUGGUGUAGUGCUGAUGGGCAAGGGUGGCGCAGGUGGCACAGCGGCUAAGCCGCAUGUAGUCUACGUAUGACUCCCGGGUGGACAAGUCGGCAGCGUCGACGCAAAGGGUAGUGCAAGCAAGGAGUGCGAGGGCGUAGAGGCCGAAGGCGAGCUGCGCUAUUGCCUCAACAACAACUAUAGUAGUUAUAUGAAAUUAGUUUAGAACGUGGCAGUUGACGUAGAAGUGGUGGGGCAGGCUGAAGAGAGGAAGCGUAGCAGAGACUGGCUAAAGAGGAGGCGUUGCAAGCGUAAGCGCACGAAUGCAAUGGAGUUGCUACUAAUGACACGAAAUUAAAUCAAAUGCGAAAACUGUUAUGUGUAAGCAGUAAAGACGAGUAGGAUUGGGCGUAAAGGAAACAAAACAAAACAAAAACAAUAAAUGUAUAAACAACACUAAAAUCGUACGUUAGCAGCGAUGAAUCGAAACAAGGGUAUAUUUGUUAGCAACUAAGUUACAAACACAAGCAUACAUACAUACAUACAUACACCAAUAAUAACAACACCGCAAACGUUAGGCAUUAUUAUUCUCGUAAUAUCUCGUACAUCUACGAACACCUAAUUUCCUGUUAACCUUAAGCGUUUAAGUAUAUAAAAUAUAUAUAUUUGCAUAAGCGUAGCAAGAAACAACAUUAAAUGAAACAAGGGAUACGUAUAGUGUUAUAUAAUAGCUAAAUUACAAUAAGUGAAUCACGAACAAAAUACUAAAAUUACAAAACGUAAAAAUCUACGAGAACUAUGCAGUUAAAAUGUAAAGCAACAACAUUAUAGAAACACAAAAUAAUAUUGAAGAAAUGUUAACAUUUAAUUGAUAUUCAUAAAGUAUACACAAAUAUUGUAAAUGACAAGCGAAAAGUUUAAGCGCAGCAUGAGUGAAGUGUCAUAAUAAAUUUAAAUAAAUAUUUAAUAUUUGAUGAACCUAUUUUUGUAACACUAUUAAUACCAAAAAUGUGGUUUACAGUGCACCGUGUUGUAGACUGCAUUUGAAGAAAUUUUUUUUCAGACAAUUUUCGAUAUUUUUGGCUUGUGAGAGUAGACUAAAAUCUGUUUUUUGCUUGUUAAUUGAAUUUUCCCUACUCUGUUAAAAAAUCGGUUAUAUAUCGGUUAGUGCUUACCAAUUCUACCAGUUAAAUAACAAGUAAAAUAAGAAGUAAAAUAUUAAUUUUCUUCCCAAUUGAAUUCUGAAUCUUGAGAUUUUUUUCUCUUCCUAUGUAUAGGUAUCAAAGAGUAGACUAAAAUCUCUUCAUUUUUGCUUGUAAAUUUAAUUUUCCCACUCGGUUGACACUAUCCGUUGAUUUAUGUAUCGGUUAGUGCUUACCAAUACUAGCAGUUAAAUAACGAGUAAAAUAACCAGUAAAAUAUUACUUUUAUUUUCAAUUGAAUUCUGAAUUUUGAAAUUUUUUUGGCCUUAUAUGUAGACACCAGAGGGUAGACUACCAUAAAAACGCUGUUAUGUAUUAUAUAAUAUGUAAAUUGAGUUUUCCCAAUCCGCUGACAAUUGGUUAUACAGUUUAGUGCUAAAGCAUUAUUACCACUUAAAUAACUAGUAAAAUAUUACCUUUGUUACCUUGUAACUUGAAUAUUUCCACUCUGGUAAUAUAGUCGUCCUUAAUGCAUAAACAUUUUUACCAGUUAAAAAACCGGUAUAAUAACCAGUAAAAUAUUUUUUUCCAAAGGAA